AUGACACCAACGUCGUCGACACCACAAAUGCAACCGGGAUAUUACCAGCAACCAGUGCCGUAUGGCCAACCACAGCCGUUCUUCUAUCAACCCCAGUAUCAACCAAACUUUGCUAAUCCAUAUCCAACUUUCCCUGGAGCUUUUCCCAGUUAUCAGCAACCUUAUGGGCAGUUUCCACCUCCACCACAACAGCCAAAUCCUUUCGCUCCAGGUUAUAGUACGCCACAACCUCAACAGCAUCAGUGA
Strongylus vulgaris is the source of this 246-nucleotide messenger RNA. Lineage: Eukaryota; Metazoa; Nematoda; Chromadorea; Rhabditida; Strongylidae. The record is from the annotation of a GenBank genome assembly.